Messenger RNA from Otolemur garnettii (small-eared galago), 1518 nucleotides. RefSeq names its product colony stimulating factor 2 receptor alpha subunit (gene CSF2RA). Gene Ontology annotation, cellular component: external side of plasma membrane; membrane. Lineage: Eukaryota; Metazoa; Chordata; Mammalia; Primates; Galagidae. Gene Ontology annotation, molecular function: cytokine receptor activity; protein binding. Gene Ontology annotation, biological process: cytokine-mediated signaling pathway. The transcript is spliced from 12 exons. The record is from RefSeq and is a predicted model, not a curated record. The coding region runs from base 64 to 1314 and encodes 416 amino acids.
CGACUGGAUGCCGGAGUCCCAGGGAAAGGAGGAGAGAGAGGCAAGUUCAAGGUGAGCGGCCAGAUGCCGCCAUGGGAGCACUCCUAUCCUGUGAGCAGACCCAUGGUUCUCCUGGCAACAGCCCUUGUACUCUGCAGACUGCUGGACCUGGCUUUUCUGCUGACCCCAGAGCCCCUGGACCUGCCGGCCGCAGACCCGGAGCCCAGUCUAAAUGUCAAGUUUGACCCAAGGAACAUGACAUUGGCCUGGGACUGCCAGGAGAACACCACCAGCAGCAAGUGCUUGCUGGUUGCCAAAGAGGAGGAGCGUGUGGUGAAGAAGCCCAGGAAAGAGGAAUGCUGGUGUAGGUUUGCGGACCUCUCCCUGCACCAAGGUGCCCUUCUUGAAGUUCAAGUCGUCACUAGCGAAAGAUCAAUGCAAGAAAAACUGCUUUACACUAACCCAGGUGCGAAGGGCACAGCCGCCCAGAACUUCUCCUGCGUCAUCUACGAUGUAGAUUUCAUGAACUGCACUUGGGCCAAGGGGCCUGCGGCCCCACGGGACGUCCAGUAUUUUCUGUAUAUACGAGACUCAAAGAGAGAAAGGGAAAAAGAGUGUCCGGGGUACAUACAAGACUCGGGAACACACAUCGGGUGUCACCUGAAAAACCUCUCGGGUCUUAGUUUCUACAACUAUUUCCUGCUCAACGGCACCAGCCAGACAGCAGCUAUCCAGUUCUUCGACUCUAUUUUGUCAACAAAAAAGAUUGAGAGGUACAACCCACCGGCCAACAUCACCAUAUGCUGCAACGCGUCACACUGCCUCGUGCGUUGGGAGGAGCCCCGGACCAGGCAGAACCUGUCCCACAGGGAUUUUCGGUACCAGCUGGACAUCCAGAGAAAGAACAUAUCACCUGGGAGCAGAAAUUCAUUGAUCGAUGUUUCUGGCGAUUUGGAAAAUAAAUACAGCUUCCCCAGUGCUGAGCCCAGGGCCAAGCACAUCGUGAAAGUGAGAGCUGCUAACUCCAGAGACCCACAGUGGAGUGCGUGGAGCCAGCCCGUCGAGUUCGGCUCUGAGGAUCCGGAAGACAGUGUCCUGUACAUCUACAUUCUGGUGGUUGUGGGGACUCUCGUCUGUGCUCUGGUCCUCACCUUCCUCUUUAAGAGGUUCAUCAGGACACACAGGCUGUUUGCCCCGAUUCCAAAGAUCAAUGAUAAAUGGAGUGGUAACCACCAGGUUCCAUGGGAGGACUUCACGCCACACCCACGGAAAAGUAUCGAGGAUGAGGAGGUCUUGGCCGUGGAAGAAGUCACCACACCCUCGAAGGGCGUGUGAAGUGGACGGACAGGAGUCUCCCCUCCCGAGAUUCUGGGAGCUGGUUUUUUGUUGAUAUUAAUGCUGUGAGCCUUCGUAGAAUUUUCUAUAUUUUUUUAUUCACUUGUUAAACACACGCGGCAAACCAGCUCGCAUUCUGGGGAAAGGGCGCUCCCUCCCAGUCAACUGUGAGUGUCCCCAUAAACCAUGACCUUUGUUGGAGUA